This is a messenger RNA of Trematosphaeria pertusa, 1092 nucleotides long. RefSeq names its product kinase-like protein. The record is from RefSeq and is a predicted model, not a curated record. The transcript has 2 exons. Lineage: Eukaryota; Fungi; Ascomycota; Dothideomycetes; Pleosporales; Trematosphaeriaceae. Gene Ontology annotation, molecular function: ATP binding; protein serine/threonine kinase activity. Gene Ontology annotation, cellular component: cytoplasm; nucleus. Bases 1 to 1092 code for a protein of 363 amino acids. Gene Ontology annotation, biological process: mitotic DNA damage checkpoint signaling; protein phosphorylation.
AUGCAUCUCCUGAAGACGUUACUUGCCACGGCAGUUGUCCAGCAAACUGUUGCUAUUCCUAUCAAUCCAGAACCCUCUCUCCUACUUCGCUCAUUCUCCCUCAUCGAGCGCGGCGAUCCUCCUCCCCAAUGCGCUGACGACGCUGCCACUGAAGAGCAAGGCUGCUUCACCCUUCAAGACGCCUCGAACAAGGACGUGCGAUUCGCACUCGCCCCCGGGCAAAGCUUCGACCAAGGCAUCGGGCAAGGUCACUUUUCGAAAGUCGCACACUGCGUACUCAAAGACGGACAGGACAUUGCCGUCAAGCGAUUCCUCCGUGCGCCUGAAAAUUACCGUGAGGUGAAUGAAAAAAGUUUCCAAUUCCUCAAAGAGCUGGAAGGAAAUGAGCACAUCGUGAAAGCGUUUGCUCGUGGGAUUGUCCAGGGUAAAGUGGCCCUCGCUAUGGAGCUUGCUCCAGAUGGCGAUGCCGAGUCGCGAAAGAUGCAGGGGGAGUUCAAGGGAAAGGAGAAUGAGAAAAAGAUGAAGGACGUUGGGAAUCAGAUUUUGGAUGCGCUAGCGCACAUGCAUUCGAAGGGUAUCGCACAUCUAGAUAUUCAAGAAGGAAAUGUUGUGUUUAUUAAGGAUACGGCGAAGGUGAUUGAUUUCGACUAUGCAUUAAAAGACACCAAGUAUAGAAACUCGGUCCCGGGAGGUGAUGGAGGAGAUGCUGCACCUGAGGCCUUCCGCGGGGAUGAUUCGUCCGAUUCGGAGGAGCUUGAACUGACUUGGGAGUGGGCUCUGAAUAGACAGAUCGACGUCUACGCGAACGACGUGUGGACAACGGCUAUGAUGUUCAUUCGGAUGACAACGGGACAGGGCUUUCCAGAACCGGGGCACUUUCCGAAUUCCGGUAGCGAAAGAAUGGUCGAAAUAGUUGUGACUGAUGAUGCAAACAAACGAGUGGAAGAAAUCAAAAAGGAAUGGCCCGACUUUUCGCAAGAGUUCGCGGAACUACUAGGGGACAUACUUUGCGAACAAGACAGACGAAUGAGUAUGAGGGAAUUCAAGGAGGGCUUUCAAGACGUUACGAUUUAUAAAUGUUCGGAGGAGUAA